GGCGCAUGCGCAGAGCGCCCUCCCCGACGGGCGGGAGGGACCAUGGCGGCGCUGGGGGAGGCGCUGAGAGCAGCUGUGGCCGCGCUGCUGCUGCUGGGCUGGGGCGCCCAUGGGCUCUACUUCCACAUUGGCGAGACUGAAAAGCGCUGCUUCAUCGAGGAGAUCCCCGACGAGACCAUGGUCAUCGGCAAUUACCGGACACAACUGUGGGACAAACAGUCCGAGUCCUUCCUGCCCUCCACGCCGGGGCUGGGCAUGCACGUGGAAGUGAAGGACCCCGACGGAAAGGUGGUGCUGUCACGGCAGUAUGGCUCCGAGGGCCGCUUCACCUUCACGUCGCACACGCCGGGCGAGCACCAGAUCUGCCUGCACUCCAACUCCACCCGCAUGGCCCUGUUCGCUGGGGGCAAGCUGCGGGUGCACCUGGACAUCCAGGUGGGCGAGCACACCAACAACUACCCCGAGAUCGCCGCCAAGGACAAGCUGACCGAACUGCAGCUGCGCGCGCGGCAGCUGCUGGACCAGGUGGAGCAGAUCCAGAAGGAGCAGAACUACCAGAGGUACCGCGAGGAGCGUUUCCGCAUGACGAGCGAGAGCACGAACCAGCGCGUGCUCUGGUGGUCCAUAGCCCAGACCAUCAUCCUCAUCCUCACCGGCAUCUGGCAGAUGAGGCACCUCAAGAGCUUCUUCGAGGCCAAGAAAUUGGUGUAACCCCACCACUGCCUCCGGGGGGCUCCCCAAACCCCCCCAACAGGGGAUCCCACUCACUCAGGCCUGGGGGCUCCCCCAGACCCAUCCCACCCCCCCAGGGGAACCCCCAGACCCAU
Catharus ustulatus (Swainson's thrush) is the source of this 827-nucleotide messenger RNA. It is a transcript of the gene TMED4, whose product is annotated as transmembrane p24 trafficking protein 4. The coding region runs from base 43 to 711 and encodes 222 amino acids. Gene Ontology annotation, biological process: Golgi organization; endoplasmic reticulum to Golgi vesicle-mediated transport; intracellular protein transport. The record is from RefSeq and is a predicted model, not a curated record. The transcript has 5 exons. Lineage: Eukaryota; Metazoa; Chordata; Aves; Passeriformes; Turdidae. Gene Ontology annotation, cellular component: endoplasmic reticulum-Golgi intermediate compartment; COPII-coated ER to Golgi transport vesicle; Golgi apparatus.